CCGGAAAUAUGUUCAAGGGAAGCAACUCUAUCUGGAAACGUCCACCUUGUCAAAAAAGUGAAUUCGUUGCAUGUUAAGAAGAAAAUACUUUCCACUCAUUAAUUAAAAACAUUCUGUUCAUCAAUUGAACUGUGUGAAUUGAUUUGAUAAAUAGCCUAUCGUUUUGGUUGACUGUUUUAGGUGUGAAUAGUAAGAAAGUAUUUUUGAAAGAAUUCCGAAUUCAACAAGUCGGAGCCAUGGGUGACAAGAAACUUUUGUAUGUGUCACUUUUUAUUUUGGUUCUUGGACUGUCCGAGGUGCAAGUUUUUGGAAGUGAUCAUGACAAAAGUGAUAAUUCUAAAGAAAAGAAUAAGUCUCUUCUUAAACUUAAAGAAGAAUCUACAGAUGAAGGUUCUUAUAUCACAUACAUCAAAUAUAAGGUGGCUCAUUCCGAGUUUCUUCAUGGAUUCAUUGCCUCUUUAUCUAUGAUCAUUGUAUCAGAACUCGGAGAUAAAACAUUCUUUAUUGCUGCUAUUAUGGCAAUGAGGCAUUCAAGAGCAGUUGUGCUGGCAGGAGCCUUAGGAGCACUGGUUGCUAUGACAAUUCUGUCAGCCUUGCUUGGUUAUGCCACAACUAUUAUCCCAAGACAAGUAACUUAUUAUGCAUCUUCUAUACUGUUUCUGGUGUUUGGAGUCAAGAUGAUCAAAGAUGGAUGGUACAUGUCUCCGGAUGAGGCCCAGGAGGAAUAUGAAGAGGCCCAGGCAGAAAUUAAAAAGAAAGAAGAUGAGCUUUUUUCAUCAACUCAAGACAUAGAGACAGGAAUUAUUCGAGGUCCUAAAAGAAAUAUACUCACAAUGUUAUUCAGUGCUAUAUUUAUAGAAGCCUUUGUUUUAACGUUUCUCGCAGAAUGGGGGGAUAGAUCUCAAAUAGCUACAAUUAUUCUCGCUGCACGUGAGGAUGUAGUUGGUGUAAUUAUAGGAGGGUGUUUAGGCCACGCCCUCUGUACAGGUUUAGCUGUUUUAGGAGGUAGAAUUGUAGCGCAGAAAAUAUCAGCUCGAACAGUGACUAUAGCUGGUGGAAUAGUAUUUAUCAUAUUCGCUGUCACUGCCUUCUUGAUGGGUCCUGACUAAAGUGAGCUGAGUUCAUGGUCUAGCAGAUAUAUACAUGUUAAUAUCCACAUGAGAUUGGUACUGUGAUAUUGCAGUGUUUCAAUAUUUUAAUAUAAUAUAUUUAUAAUUUAGACCCUGAAGUGUAUUUUUAGAUCGCUAAUCUAUUAAUAGACUAAAUUUCUAUUUAUAGACUGAACAUCUAUUUAUGAAACAAUAAUUAUGAUAUUUUGGAUGGUAUUCUGUUAUCUUAAUAUAAAAAGGAAAAUAUAAGGUAUUAUAUUCCUGUUGAUUAAGAUGGAUUUUAAGUUAUUACAUGAUACAAAAUAGUUAGUGCUUAAAUAGUUAAAAUUUUAGAGAUGUUGCCAUAAAUAUACAUAUAAAUUUACAUAAAAAAUUGCAUUGACAAUUGAAUUAUUUGUCCAACAUCAUAAAAAGCCCUUAUCAAAGCUCAAGAUAUAUAAAAUGUAUUAUUAAGGUAUAAUAAAAUAUUCUGACAGAACUUCAGAACUAACUGGAAUGCACCUCUCUUUUGUAAUAAUAAGAUUUAAAAUAAAAAAUGUGAUAAACAUGAGAUUUUGACAGUACAUAAGAUUAACACUUUAUUUUUAUUAUCAAAAGACUAUCUUCUAUUGCCUAAAACUUUUAUAAUUACAAAUACAAUUAUUAAUCUCUACUUGAUUGUGGAAUAAAUUUCCAAAAGAAAUAACUCUUUAUGAUUUUUUUAAAUGGACAGGGUAUUGUUUGUAUUGUGUUUAUUUGAAAUCUUUUGAUUUUACUUCUUAGCAUUGAAAAAAGAUACAUGGUGUUAUAUCUGUCCGAACUGUAAUAAUUUGUAUUGAUAAUAUACAUGAUAUAUAACAUACCUGUAAGUCAGUUUUGUUUAUGAUUUUUGCUUCAUUUGGAAUAGAUAACUGUUGAACACUUUGUAUACUUAGGACUUUCAUUGCAGUAACCUUUCCUGUUAAUUGUUAAAACAGUCCUGAAAAAUCUGGUGCCUUUAUGAAUAUUUGAAAAUUCUUUUAUAGUCUACGUAAUUCUUGAAAUUUGAAAUUCAAUAGAAUGAUUAACUGCAAAUACAAAAACUCAAAAAUUUAUUGUCUUAAAUAGUUUGUUUAAAUACAUGUAUAGAAAGUACAUGGAUUUUUAAUCGAAAUUCCUUUCUGAGUGUGGCAAUUUUGUGGUUAUAAUGAUUUUUAUAUUAUUCAAAUAUUUACAAAGUUGGUUUAGACAGUAAAAAUGAUUCUGCUUGUCUGUGUAUAGCAUUAGAUAAUUAUGAUAAAAUUGAAAUUAUACACUACGUUUCAGUAGUGAUUAAUUUUUUUUUAAAACAUUAUCAUUGAAUAUUAUUUAAAAAGUCUUUCUUAAAUGCUCGCCAUUGAUCAUUACAUUAUGAUUUUAUAUUUCAAACAUGGCCAAUACUACAUUUACAUGAAUGUAAAUCUUUAGUCAUUUUGGUGCAUUGUUUAUUAACCCUCGUCAUAUGAAAUUUAAAUAAUUGAUUUGCCCUGGUUUGCAUUUUAGACUGUCAAUUUUUAAUGUGAGAAGUUUCUAUGUCAAAAU
Ruditapes philippinarum (Manila clam) is the source of this 2648-nucleotide messenger RNA. RefSeq names its product transmembrane protein 165-like. The record is from RefSeq and is a predicted model, not a curated record. Gene Ontology annotation, biological process: manganese ion transmembrane transport; Golgi calcium ion transport; calcium ion transmembrane transport. Gene Ontology annotation, molecular function: calcium ion transmembrane transporter activity; manganese ion transmembrane transporter activity. Bases 237 to 1109 code for a protein of 290 amino acids. Gene Ontology annotation, cellular component: Golgi apparatus. Lineage: Eukaryota; Metazoa; Mollusca; Bivalvia; Venerida; Veneridae. The transcript is spliced from 7 exons.